AAUGGUCGCGGAGAUCGUCAGUGGACUCGAGUACUCAAAAAAGGUUCUUCACGAUGUCGGACAGAAAAUCGCAAAAACCCGUGAGCACCACCCAAAUUUUCAUGCAGUAUUGGCAAUUGUUCAGGUUGGAAAUCGUUCAGACUCCAAUGUGUACAUUAAUUCCAAACUGAAAAAAGCAAAGGAAAUCGGAGCAGAUGGAAAACUCAUUAAGUUGCCAGACACCAUCACUCAAGGAGAUUUGAAGCGAGAGAUUAUGGCUCUUAAUCAUGACAACGAGAUUGACGGAAUUAUCAUUCAGCUUCCACUGGACUGCAAGCACGAAAUCGACGCAGACUCUGUUAUCGACUUGAUUGACCCAUUGAAAGAUGUCGAUGGACUGACUCGUAUCAAUGCUGGACGUUUGGCUCGUGGAGAACUCCAGCGUACGAUCUUUCCUUGCACUCCGUUUGGAUGCUUGUACUUGGUUCAACAGGCAACUGGUGAUGCCAACUUUGUGUCUGGAAAGGAGGUGGUUGUUUUGGGACGCUCGAAAAUUGUCGGAUCUCCAGCCGCUGCGCUUUUCUUGUGGCAUCAUGGAACUGUGACAAUCUGCCACUCAAAAACUCCAAAUCUCAAGGAGAAAUGCCUGAGAGCAGAUAUUUUGAUUGUGGCAAUUGGGAGAAAACAUUUCGUCAAAGCUGAUUGGAUCAAGCCUGGCGCAUUCGUCAUCGACUGUGGAAUCAACGUUGGUGACGACCCAAACUCACGCAAAAUUUACGGAGAUGUUGACACAGAAGCCGCAAAGGAAGUCGCCGGAUUCCUCACACCUGUCCCCGGAGGCGUUGGACCAAUGACUGUUGCCAUGCUCAUCCGUAACACAUUUGAGCAGGCUAAGAGACGACGUCUUGGACAAAAGGAUGACGAUGAUGAGUGAACUUCAAGCACCCACUUCCACCACAUCAUUUGCGAAUGAACUAUUUAUAAUGUGCUUUUUGGUUUGACUUUUUACUCUUUAAAAUUUGUUGUGACGUUCUGGAACUUGAAGUCCUCUUCAUACCUUUUUUUAAUCUAAUCUUUUCAAUUUGUAUUUUCUUUUUAUUGUCACUUUCCACCGAAAUAAACAAUGACCAAGGACAC
This is a messenger RNA of Caenorhabditis elegans, 1116 nucleotides long. RefSeq names its product C-1-tetrahydrofolate synthase, cytoplasmic (gene dao-3). NCBI's taxonomy places the organism in Eukaryota, Metazoa, Nematoda, Chromadorea, Rhabditida, Rhabditidae. The transcript has 5 exons. Gene Ontology annotation, molecular function: methenyltetrahydrofolate cyclohydrolase activity; methylenetetrahydrofolate dehydrogenase (NADP+) activity; catalytic activity. The record is from RefSeq and is marked reviewed. The coding region runs from base 2 to 913 and encodes 303 amino acids.